Messenger RNA from Closterium sp. Yama58-4, 1314 nucleotides. Lineage: Eukaryota; Viridiplantae; Streptophyta; Zygnematophyceae; Desmidiales; Closteriaceae. The record is from the annotation of a GenBank genome assembly.
AUGCAGGUGGCAGCAGCAGGCUUCCACGCGGAUCUGCUCAUCUACAAUGCCGGCACCGACAUUCUCGCCAACGACCCUCUCGGUAGACUUGCCGUGAGUGCCAGCACGGGUGGUGGGAGCAAGGAGGGGUGGUGGGGGCAAGGAGGAGUGGUGGGAGCAAGGAGGGACGGUGGGGGCAAGGAGGGGCGGUGGGGGCAAGGAGGGGCGGUGGGGGCAAGGAGGGGCGGUGGGGGCAAGGAGGGGCGGUGGGGGCAAGGAGGGGCGGUGGGGGCAAGGAGGGGCGGUGGGGGCAAGGAGGGGCGGUGGGGGCAAGGAGGGGCGGUGGGGGCAAGGAGGAGGGGCGGUGGGGGCAAGGAGGGGCGGUGGGGGCAAGGAGGGGCGGUGGGGGCAAGGAGGGGCGGUGGGGGCAAGGAGGGGCGGUGGGGGCAAGGAGGGGCGGUGGGGGCAAGGAGGGGCGGUGGGGGCAAGGAGGGGCGGUGGGGGCAAGGAGGGGCGGUGGGGGCAAGGAGGGGCGGUGGGGGCAAGGAGGGGCGGUGGGGGCAAGGAGGGGCGGUGGGGGCAAGGAGGGGCGGUGGGGGCAAGGAGGGGCGGUGGGGGCAAGGAGGGGCGGUGGGGGCAAGGAGGGGCGGUGGGGGCAAGGAGGGGCGGUGGGGGCAAGGAGGGGCGGUGGGGGCAAGGAGGGGCGGUGGGGGCAAGGAGGGGCGGUGGGGGCAAGGAGGGGCGGUGGGGGCAAGGAGGGGCGGUGGGGGCAAGGAGGGGCGGUGGGGGCAAGGAGGGGCGGUGGGGGCAAGGAGGGGCGGUGGGGGCAAGGAGGGGCGGUGGGGGCAAGGAGGGGCGGUGGGGGCAAGGAGGGGCGGUGGGGGCAAGGAGGGGCGGUGGGGGCAAGGAGGGGCGGUGGGGGCAAGGAGGGGCGGUGGGGGCAAGGAGGGGCGGUGGGGGCAAGGAGGGGCGGUGGGGGCAAGGAGGGGCGGUGGGGGCAAGGAGGGGCGGUGGGGGCAAGGAGGGGCGGUGGGGGCAAGGAGGGGCGGUGGGGGCAAGGAGGGGCGGUGGGGGCAAGGAGGGGCGGUGGGGGCAAGGAGGGGCGGUGGGGGCAAGGAGGGGCGGUGGGGGCAAGGAGGGGCGGUGGGGGCAAGGAGGGGCGGUGGGGGCAAGGAGGGGCGGUGGGGGCAAGGAGGGGCGGUGGGGGCAAGGAGGGGCGGUGGGGGCAAGGAGGGGCGGUGGGGGCAAGGAGGGGCGGUGGGGGCAAGGAGGGGCGGUGGGGGCAAGGAGGGGCGGUGGGGGCAAGCAAGGAUGGGGAGGUUUGGCUGCAUUUAG